AUGGCGACGCCGGGCGGGACGCCGACACCAGAUCUGCCGCCGCUGGGCAUUUGGUCGGGAUUGCCUCUGAUCCCCUGCCCUGAGUGCGGCGAUGCUGUGGAGGAGUACAUUCCGGGUCUCGGAGGAACUAUAACAAAUCCUUCCAGCUGCCGCCGGAACGAGACCGGGGUGCGUGGCGGCUGCUCCUUCUUCAAAACCAAGGAGGAAUACGAAGCGAUCCUAAGGGAUAGAGGCUUGCUUGGCCCUGCAGCCACUCCAGAGCAGGGCCAGGGGACGGGCUACCUCAUACCAGAGCCAGUGGGCAACCCAGAGAUGGUCGCUGCUAUGGAGGAUCUGAAGCAUGAGAUGGUGGCGCAGAAGUUGGCCAUCGCCGAGCUGAAGACAGACAUUCAAGAUUUCAAGGGCAAGUUUGGUGCUGGGGACAAGGUUCAGAAGGUUGCGAAGACUGAUUCGAUCGCGCGUUUGGCAAAAGCUAUUGUGAAGUGGUUCUUCGUGGCUAAUGUAGUUGUCCUGCUCUUCGGCGUAGUGGUCGCCAUGUCUGUCAAGUGA
This is a messenger RNA of Miscanthus lutarioriparius, 549 nucleotides long. NCBI's taxonomy places the organism in Eukaryota, Viridiplantae, Streptophyta, Magnoliopsida, Poales, Poaceae. The record is from the annotation of a GenBank genome assembly.